Aspergillus thermomutatus is the source of this 876-nucleotide messenger RNA. RefSeq lists its product as uncharacterized. Bases 1 to 876 code for a protein of 291 amino acids. The record is from RefSeq and is a predicted model, not a curated record. The transcript is spliced from 3 exons. Lineage: Eukaryota; Fungi; Ascomycota; Eurotiomycetes; Eurotiales; Aspergillaceae.
AUGCGGAAGGAGCGUAGGAAUCAGCGCUACCGGUCUCUUGUGUUUCGAGUAGCUAACAUGGCAGAGUGGCAGCCAACCAAUUUCGGCAACACGGUCAACACAAUCAAUUUUCCAGACCAAAUGAGAGGCCGCACGGUCGAGCGAUUCCCACCCGUCCUCGUGCAAGACAUAGAACGCUUCUCCAGAGAUCCGAGGGUUCCCUUCCUUACUCCUGAUGAGAUCGCGCAUGCACCAGUCCCCAGAUCCCGUGUCAACGCGUUCAAUAACCAGCCUUUGCCUUACCAGCAUCAUCAACCCGUGAACACCUGGGUUCCAGGGCUUCCAGGACCGGUCAAUACCGGCCGUCCCACCAUGAUCCCACCCAACACAAUGAUGGCCACUCCACCUGCUGUGUUUGCGCAGCCAGGACCUGUCAUGACCGGCCGUCCCGUCAUGAAUUCGGCUCACGCAAUGAUGAACAGUCCCCCUCCUGGUUAUGCGCAGCCAGAGCCUUUCCUGGGGGCCCAUCCUGCCAUGAAUGCACCUCAUGCAAUGAUGACCACUCCUCCCCCUGUUCUUGCGCAGCGGAUGAGGGAGCAACUUAACCAGUACAAGAUGAUUCUGCAUGACAUUCGCACCGCAGGCGGACGGCAGGAGUUCGAACCACCCCGUUUCACCCCUCACCCGAGCUUCACGGAUUCGCCACCUCCAGAGAUAUACUCGCCAUCCUCAGAGACAAAGAGUCCUGUUUCUGCCAAGGAGGUGAUGUUCGCCGAAUCGACUCCAACCUCGAAGCUUCGUGGGGACGCGCCCGAGUUUGUUCCUGGUAGACCAUAUGAGGGUAAAAACCAGAAGCCAAAGACUGAGCGGGGCUGGAUGAUUGUUUCUAGCACGUAA